AGAUGGAGUCCAUCCUGGGAUGAAGAAUCGAUAAAUAUACUUGGUGGGGAUUUCAAUAUCAAUAUAGAUCCUGAGACAAACAGAGUUAGUCAAGCAAUAGCACACCCAAAUUCAACGAGCCUACAACUCAAAAAUCUUACAAACAACUUUAUUGAUUCAGCAACUCUUGAGGGGA
Molecule: messenger RNA, 175 nt
Organism: Dentiscutata erythropus
Lineage: Eukaryota; Fungi; Glomeromycota; Glomeromycetes; Diversisporales; Gigasporaceae
Source: the annotation of a GenBank genome assembly